Messenger RNA from Coregonus clupeaformis (lake whitefish), 7928 nucleotides. RefSeq names its product HECT, C2 and WW domain containing E3 ubiquitin protein ligase 2b (gene hecw2b). Gene Ontology annotation, biological process: regulation of dendrite morphogenesis. Gene Ontology annotation, molecular function: protein binding; ubiquitin-protein transferase activity. Lineage: Eukaryota; Metazoa; Chordata; Actinopteri; Salmoniformes; Salmonidae. The record is from RefSeq and is a predicted model, not a curated record. The transcript has 31 exons. The coding region runs from base 62 to 5035 and encodes 1657 amino acids.
UCCCCACCCCUCUCACCACCAGUCCCCUCCUCCCACCUCCCCCUCCUCCCCUGUGGUCACCAUGACGACCACCCCCACUGCUCGUGAACACCUCCUGGUGGUGAGGAGGCGCAACCCCCACAUGCGCUACACCAUCAGCCCCGAAAGCCUGCGCUCCCUCUCAGCCCAGGGCGGCGAUGGGGUGGGCCCAAGGGGUCACGGGGGGGAAAGGUCAGCUGGUGAAAGGUCAGGGGUCGGAGGUCAUGGAGAGGGUCAUGGCGGCGGGCUACAAAGGGCCAAUAGCGACACGGACCUGGUGACCUCGGAGAGCAGGUCAUCGCUGACUGCGUCGACAUACGAGUUCACGAUGGGGCGGGGCCAAAACCUGGUCAUCAACUGGGACAUCAAGGAGGAAGUGGACGCCACGGACUGGAUCGGACUCUACCACAUCGAUGAGACGUGUCCUGCCAACGUGUGGGACUCUAAGAACCGCGGGGUGAACGGCACCCAGAGAGGACAGAUCAUCUGGAUGCUGGAGCCUGGGCCUUACUUCAUGGAGCCUGAGACUAAGAUCAGCUUUAAGUACUACCAUGGAGUGAGUGGUGCCUUGAGAGCAACAACCCCCUGCAUCACCGUCAAGAACCCAGGAGUUCCUGUUAGAGCUGAGGGUCAAGCUGAGGGCCAAUCAGUGACAGAGAACUGUCGGAAACUCGUCAGCUUCACUUUAUCAGAUAUCCGUGCAUUGGGUCUGAAGAAGGGGAUGUUCUUUAACCCUGACCCCUACCUGAAGAUGUCCAUCCACCCUGGGAAGAGGAGUGGCUUCCCCACCUUCACACACCACGGACAGGAGAGACGCUCCGCCAUCAUAUCUAACACGACCAACCCUGUCUGGCCCGGAGAGAAGUACACGUUUGUGGCUCUGAUGACAGAUGUCUUGGAGAUCGAGGUAAAGGAUAAGUUUUCUAAAAGCCGACCAAUCAUCAAGCGCUUCCUGGGUCAGCUGACCAUCCCAGUGCAGAGGCUGCUAGAGAGGCCAAAUGCAGAGGACCAGCCGCUAAGCUACACCCUGUGUCGUCGUCUACCCACGGACCAUGUGAGCGGCCAGCUGCAGUUCAGAGUGGACAUGACCUCUGGACAUGACGAGGGCUCUCCUGAUGCCUUGGGUUCCAUCUUGGGUUUGUCAGUGAACGGGGACCCUGGGAGCCCCUCUGACGAUGAAGACCUCCCCCACCCUUCCUCCAGGGCCCGGGGCCCUUCUCCUACGGGGUCCGACUCCUCUCUGCUCAACGGAGAGGUCCACAGGGUUGGAGACGAUGUCUGGAGUGACGCCCGGGGGGCGGUGGGCGAGCUACACGUCCUAGGAUUGGCCAUCCUGGGCGGCCACACCCAUCGCCAGGUGUCCCUCAACGACUACCUGGAUGCCAUCGAGGCUCCUAAGGGCCCGGGAGAGCGGCCCCUGGGCGCGACGUCACCCAAGCUGAGAUCCAGUUUCCCCACGGACACGCGACUCAGCGCCAUGUUGCAUAUAGAUUCUGAUGAAGACGAGGAGGCGGGGCCGCCCAGGGACCACCCACCACCUGACAGGAAGCCCUUGCUGCCACUGACCAAUGGUGUUCAGGCUGGGGCUGGGGAGGGGGCUGCCUCAUCUGAACAGGGCCUGGGGAAACAAGGGAAAGACGGGACAGAGGCAAAGAGGGGAGAGGCUGAGGGAGCGCAGGGGACAGAAGCUGGGACAGAGAUUGGAGAUGGGGAUGGGGGGAAUUGGGAUGGGGCUGUAUCCAUGGCUGGGGCUGGAGUUGCAGUUGCAGUUGAGGCCAGGACUGGAGCUGGAUCCAUGGCUGUGGUUGGAUCUCUAACUAUAGCCAGACCUGGGGUUGGAGCUGAGGCCAGGCCUGGGUCUAUGGUUGGGCCUGGGGCUGGAGCUGAGGCCAGGCCUGGGUCUAUCGUUGGGCCUGGGGUUGGAGCUGAGGCCAGGCCUGAGUCUAUGGUUGGGCCUGGGGUUGGAGCUGAGGCCAGGCCUGGGUCUAUCGUUGGGCCUGGGGCUGGAGCUGAGGCCAGGCCUGAGUCUGUGGUUGGGCCUGGGGUUGGAGCUGAGGCCAGGCCUGGGUCUAUGGUUGGGCCUGGGGCUGGGGCUCCCCUAUCUCCAAUACCUGAGACGAAUACUGCAGCGCAGGAGGUGUCAGAGGAGGCUGUGGCAGCCAGGACUGAGGCCAGCCAGCAGCCAAUAAUCUCAGGGGCCACAGCAGCUCAGGGGCCCCUCAGGAACUCACUGCCUGCUGUUCUGAAGACAUCUACUACUCAGAAGGGACAGAAGGAAGAGGAAGUGGCGCCCAAGGCUGAGGAGGAAGGGGCGGAGUCAUCCAGUGAAGGAGCAAGUGCCAUCGCAGCCACCCCGACGACCAGUAGCGUUCCCGACCAGGGGGGCGGGGCCUCUGGCUCUGAUGUCACAGGAGCAAGGACCGCCGGCACAGCAGCAGCAGCCAAUGAGGAAGAAGAGGGUGGGGAGAUCUGGCAGAGGAGGCAGAUCAUGCAGGCGUCUGGAGGCGUGUCUCAGGAGGAGGGGGCACGGUCUUCUGAAGCCAGCGGGCCAAUCGACUCUUCUCAGAGUGUCUCUGAGGAUGGCAGAGAACCAGGAGGGGCCACAGCUCAAGUCAACGGUCACCAGUCAGUCCGCUCUCUGCCCUCUGUCCGUCACGAUAUUGGUCGCUACCAGAGAGUAGAUGAGACACUUCCGCCCAACUGGGAGGCCCGUAUAGACAGUCAUGGUCGUGUCUUCUAUGUGGACCAUGUGAACCGCACCACCACCUGGCAGAGACCCACCGCUCCUCCAGCACCACAGGUCCUCCAGAGGUCCAACAGCAUACAGCAGAUGGAACAGCUCAACCGCAGGUAUCAGAGUAUACACAGGACGAUGACCAAUGAGAGAGCAGCAGAAGAGCUGACAGCUCCGCCCGAGGUGCCCACUGAGGACACUGACCUGAUGCACCACACUAUCCCAGAGUAUCGUCGUGAUGGUGUAGUGGCUCCGGAUAGCUCUCGGUCUCGCCUCAGUCUGCUCCUCCAGUCUCCCAGCGCUAAGUUCCUGACCAGCCCAGACUUUUUCACUGUGCUGCAUUCCAACCCUAGUGCCUACCGCAUGUUUACAGGUAACACCUGCCUGAAACACAUGAUCAGUAAGGUGCGUCGGGACACGCAUCACUAUGAGCGCUACCAGCACAACAGAGACCUGGUGGUUUUCCUCAACAUGUUCUCCAACAAACAGCUGGAGCUGCCCCGUGGCUGGGAGCUGAAGCACGACCACACUGGCAAGCCUUUCUUUGUGGACCACAACUGCCGGGCCACUACGUUCAUCGACCCUCGGCUCCCUCUCCAGAGCAGCACACGUCCCAGCGGCCUCCUGGCCCACCGCCAGCACCUGACCAGACAACGCAGCCACAGCGCUGGCGAGGUCAGCCCACAACGCAUGGUGGGGGAGGACCCUCGUCACUCUGGAGGGGGACCUCCCACAAUGCCACGCCCCUCCAGCACCUUCAGCACGGUCAGCCGCACCCAGCACCAAGACGUAGUGCCAGUGGCUUACAACGACAAGAUAGUGGCGUUUCUACGACAACCCAAUAUCUUUGAGAUCCUGCAGGAGAGACAGACAGAGUUUAUCAGGAACCACUCGCUCAGGGAGAAGGUUCAGUUGAUCCGUAAUGAAGGGGCCUCUGGUCUGGCCAGGCUGUCUGGUGAUGCAGACCUAGUUAUCCUCCUCAGCCUGUUUGAAGAGGAAGUGAUGUCAUAUGUUCCGCCUCACGCCUUACUGCACCCCAGCUACUGCCAGUCCCCACGAAGCUCCCCCGUGACCUCCCCACAGAACUCACCUGGAACACAGCGAGCUAAUGCCCGUGCACCUGCCCCCUACAAGCGAGACUUCGAAGCCAAGCUGCGAAACUUCUACCGCAAACUGGAGACCAAGGGCUAUGGCCAGGGCCCAGGGAAGUUAAAGUUGAUCAUCCGUAGGGACCAUCUCCUGGAGGAUGCCUUCAACCAGGUCAUGUGUUACUCCCGUAAAGACCUGCAGAGGAGCAAGCUCUACGUCAGCUUCGUGGGAGAGGAGGGGUUGGACUACAGCGGCCCGUCCAGAGAGUUUUUCUUCCUGGUGUCUAGAGAGCUGUUCAACCCAUACUACGGCCUGUUUGAGUACUCAGCCAAUGACACCUACACCGUUCAGAUCAGCCCCAUGUCUGCCUUUGUAGACAACCAUCACGAGUGGUUCCGUUUCAGCGGGCGUAUCCUGGGCCUGGCUCUGAUCCACCAAUACCUACUGGAUGCCUUCUUCACUAGACCCUUCUACAAGGGCCUGCUGCGCAUCAUAUGUGAGCUGAGUGAUCUGGAGUAUCUGGAUGAGGAAUUCCACCAGAGUCUCCAGUGGAUGAAGGACAACGACAUCGAGGACAUGUUGGACCUCACCUUCACUGUCAAUGAGGAGGUGUUCGGACAGAUCACAGAGAGAGAGCUGAAGCCGGGCGGGGCCAACAUCCCAGUGUCAGAGAGGAAUAAGAAGGAGUACAUUGAGCGCAUGGUGAAGUGGCGUAUUGAGAGAGGAGUGGUUCAACAGACAGAGAGCCUGGUCCGGGGCUUCUAUGAGGUGGUGGAUGCCAGGCUGGUGUCAGUGUUUGAUGCCAGGGAGCUGGAGCUGGUGAUAGCUGGCACCGCUGAGAUAGACCUGGUAGACUGGAGGAGCAACACAGAUUACAGAGGAGGUUACCAUGACAACCACAUAGUGAUCCGUUGGUUCUGGGCGGCGGUGGAGAGAUUCAACAACGAGCAGAGACUCAGGCUGCUGCAGUUUGUGACGGGGACCUCCAGUAUUCCCUACGAGGGUUUCUCCUCUCUCCGAGGCAGCAACGGACCCCGCAGGUUCUGUGUGGAGAAAUGGGGUAAAGUUACCUCUCUACCCAGGGCUCACACCUGUUUCAACCGGCUGGACCUCCCCCCAUAUCCCUCAUUCUCCAUGCUGCACGAGAAGAUGCUCACUGCCGUGGAGGAGACCAGCACCUUCGGCCUGGAGUGAUGACCCCUAUCACCUUUAACCUUUAACCCCCCCACUCCUCCUACGACCUUUGACCCUGACCUCUGAACUGUAGUAUCACAGAGGUAGAGGAACCCAAGGGGUUCAAGGGGAUGACUGUCUAGUCUGUCUGGCACCCUAUUGUAUCUUUAUACACACUCACUUUAUACACACUCACCUUCCUGAAGUGAGCUGAACAGAGGAGAAUAGACUGAUGUCUAUCAGAGGGUAUCAACCCCGCACAACGCCAGGGUUUCCCUGUGACGGUUAAGGUCACUUAGACACACUGCCAACACAAACCAAAGGAGAGCACCCUAACCCUCACACCCUUGUUACUCCAUUAGACCAAUGGGAGAGAUGGACUCGUAAGCCUCCAACCAAUCGCAAUGAAGGAACAAAAACCAAGACUUGGAGUGAGACUCCAACUGGCUCAUCACAUUUUAAUAUUUAAAAUGUGGAUUUCCAGUGGAGUCUCGUAAGGAAGUUGGUGGUCGAGCUUUUCCUGAAGAGGAAAGUAAACAAAGCUGCUUUAUCUCUGAGAGGCUGAGGCGGACAUCACAGGACAUCGCUCCUCUCAGAGAGGCUGAGGCGGACAUCACAGGACAUCGCUCCUCUCAGAGAGGCUGAGGCGGACAUCACAGGACAUCGCUCCUCUCAGAGAGGCUGAGGUGGACAUCACAGGACAUCGCUCCUCUCAGAGAGGCUGAGGCGGACAUCACAGGACAUCGCUCCUCUCAGAGAGGCUGAGGCGGACGUCACAGGACAUCGCUCCUCUCAGAGAGGCUGAGGCGGACGUCACAGGACAUCGCUCCUCUCAGAGAGGCUGAGGCGGACGUCACAGGACAUCGCUCCUCUCAGAGAGGCUGAGGCGGACAUCACAGGACAUCGCUCCUCUCAGAGAGGCUGAGGCGGACAUCACAGGACAUCGCUCCUCUCAGAGAGGCUGAGGCGGACAUCACAGGACAUCGCUCCUCUCAGAGAGGCUGAGGCGGACAUCACAGGACAUCGCUCCUCUCAGAGAGGCUGAGGCGGACGUCACAGGACAUCGCUCCUCUCAGAGAGGCUGAGGCGGACGUCACAGGACAUCGCUCCUAUGAAGAGGUGUGUUGCUCCUGGAGAGGGGGAUGAGAGGAGAGAGAAAGAAGACAAGACAGGUGUUGUUCAUCUGCUGUGGCCACGCCUCCUGCCCUGUCAGAGAGAGAAUCAACCAAUCAAGGUCCAGGCAGCUUUGUGACCUGACCUUGUUGAACACUCUGACAGGUGUGUUCUAGAACAGAACACUGAAGUAGCCUAUCAUGAUGCGGUGGUGUCUGUGUGGUGAAGCUAAACUUGGAUAUCUCUACAGGCUUUUCAUCUAUCCGCAAAAUGUAUUUUGUAACGGCCACAAACAAUGAUAUGGUUUUGAAUGUACUGACGUUUUUGUACGUAGCUCGAUGACUUGUCAAAUCAAAAUGGCUGCCUCAUUCUUAACAAACGUCAGGGGAAGCUAUUAGCAUGAAUAACCAAACUCAGCUACGGUUUGUUAGAUAAAGACAUUACAGUGAGUUGGCUUUCCCAUCAUGUGAGACACACGCUCACACACUCUCUUUCAGCUGUUUUCAUUGUUUGUUAGUAUUUUGAUCGUCAUCGUUGCUUUAUCAUUGAACUACACUGCCAGAGUAGAGGGGGAUCUGAACUUUUAAAAUCCGUCAUGUUUGUUAGUUGAGCUUGUUUUCAACUUGCUUCUACUUUUUAUCCUUCUGUACAUUAUCCUGAUUGCCACCUAAUUUAAUAAGCUGUUUUGAUCUGUUCCUAUUUUAAUAGUGGUUGGGACCCUGAUGUAGCCUCAUACACUGUACAGUUCUAUGUCAAGACUUGGGAUUGUGACACAAUGACAGAUGUUCCUAUGACCAUGAUAAUGAAAGUAAAAUAUGGUGAUUAACAACCUGCAUGUCGAGACACACACACAGGCCUACAUCAUGCAAUUAUAAUAUGAUCUGUGUGUGGAUGAUGGUAAGGUGAAGGGACAUUUAUAGCUUUAUAGAGACUCAUGACAGAGAAGUUGUCAUACACAAGUACAGAUGCCCAUUGUAUGCUAUUACACUGCCUGUUUUGACUGAUGGGGGAAAUGUUGGUUUUCAAGUGAGGGAAGAAAAUGUGCUUUUUAUAGACGUAUCUACAGUACUAGGAAGUUUUAAGACGAGGAGUAAUGAGAAUAUGAAGGAAGAGUCAUAGAAACAGAAACACGUAAACGUUUUUCAAUGUUUUGUUUUGUGUGCUCACUUGAUACUCUACCUUAGUCUGCCUUCUGAUACCACCAUAUUCUACUCUCAGGGUGCGUUCCAGGUGGUCUUUAUUGCAGUCGCGCUGCUGCUGAGCAUUUUACACGAUUUACUAUAUUGUAUGUAUAUCAUAUUAACGUGGUUCCUGAGAGUUAACAACUUUUCCAGACGUUGUGAGGGACUAUCAUCUGAGCAAUGUGUCGACUGCAAUAACGAUGACAUGGAACGCGCCCAAUGUCUUUGUUUCAUAGAUGUGACCCCACCCAGCCACCGUCACAUCCCCUGAGACUGUGGAAUGUAGCUAACAGAAUGGAAGGGACUGAAAUAGAACAACUUCCUGCAAUCUCUUCCAUCAUCCUUGGGCCAGUGAGAGACUGAGGGCAGAUUAUUACAUGUUUUUUUUUUUUUUUUUUUUUGGGGGGGGGGAUUAUUUAAGAUACUGUUUGAAGAGGUAGGGUUUCAGAUGUUUUCGGAAGAUGGGCAGUGAAUCUGCUGUCCUAGAUUCUGGAGGAAGCUGGUUCCACCAUCGGGGUGCCAGGAUAGAGAAGAGCUUGGCCUGUGCUGAGCGGGAGCUGCCCUCCCAUAGGGGUGGGAGGGCCAAGAGACCUGAGGUGGCAGAACAGAGUGCUCGGGUU